Manis pentadactyla (Chinese pangolin) is the source of this 3342-nucleotide messenger RNA. RefSeq names its product growth differentiation factor 2 (gene GDF2). Gene Ontology annotation, cellular component: extracellular region. NCBI's taxonomy places the organism in Eukaryota, Metazoa, Chordata, Mammalia, Pholidota, Manidae. Gene Ontology annotation, molecular function: cytokine activity; growth factor activity. The transcript is spliced from 2 exons. Gene Ontology annotation, biological process: SMAD protein signal transduction; BMP signaling pathway. The record is from RefSeq and is a predicted model, not a curated record. Bases 202 to 1491 code for a protein of 429 amino acids.
CACUGCAUAGAGGGCCAGAUAAGAGGAAGUGGAGGACACUCUGGGGACGGCAGCUGAGAUUCUGUGAACUGGCCAGGGAGCUCCACGCAGAGUGGUCAGCAGGACAAUGCGGGCCCACUCUUUCCCAGCCCCUAACCACACCAGCUAACUCACCGGGGGUCAUCUGCAUUCUACUGUCUUGGACGAGAGCGCCGACCCAAGAUGUGCCUCGGGACGCUAUGGGUGGUCCUGUCUGUGUUCUCCCUGCUGGCCUGCUCCGGGCAGGGGAAACCACUGGAGAGCCGCGGGCAGAUGCCAGCUGGGGCAGACGCUCGCCGCACGCUGGGAGGGCCCGGAGGUGAGCAGGGGGCUACCUUCGACCUGAGGAUGUUGCUGGAGAACAUGAAGGCGGAUUUUCUGCGCAGCCUCAACUUGAGUGGGGUCCCUUCCCAGGACAAAACCCGAGUGGAGCCGCCACAGUACAUGAUCGACCUGUACAACAGAUACACCAUGGACAAAUCGACCAUCCCUGCAUCCAAUAUCGUGCGCAGCUUCAGCGUGGAAGAUGUUGUCUCUCUAACUGCCACAGAAGACUUCCCCUUCCAGAAAUACAUCUUGGCCUUCAACAUCUCCAUUCCCAGGCAUGAGCAGAUCACCAGGGCUGAGCUCCGACUCUACAUCUCCUGUGAAAAUCACAUGGACUCUUCUUAUGACCUGAAAGGCAACAUGGUCAUUUAUGAUGUUCUGGAUGGAGCAGACACGUGGGAUGCUUCUGUGGGAACCAAGACCUUUCUGGUAUCCCAGGAUAUUCAGGAUGAGGGCUGGGGGACCUUUGAGGUCUCCAGUGCCGUGAAGCGGUGGGUCAGGGUAGACUCCACCAAGAGCAAAAAUAAACUGGAAGUGACUGUGGAGAGUCACAAGCAGGGCUGUGAUAGGCUGGAUAUCAAUGUCCCCCCAGGCUCCAAACACCUGCCCUUCUUUGUUGUCUUCUCCAAUGACCGCAGCAACGGGACCAAGGAGACCAGGCUGGAGCUCAGGGAGAUGAUCAGCCAUGAGCAGGAGAGUGUGCUCAAGAAGUUGUCCAAGAGCAGCCUGGCAGAGGAAGGUGAGAACAAGGAUGAGGAGGAGGACAUGGAAGGCCACGUGGCCAUGGGGUCAUCUUUAGCCAGAAGGAAGAGGAGUGCUGGAGCCAGCAACCACUGCCAGAAGACCUCCCUGCGGGUGAACUUUGAGGACAUUGGCUGGGACAGCUGGAUCAUCGCACCCAAGGAGUACGAUGCCUACGAAUGCAAAGGUGGCUGCUUCUUCCCCCUGGCUGAUGACGUGACCCCGACAAAACAUGCCAUUGUGCAGACACUGGUACAUCUCAAGUUCCCCAUGAAGGUGGGCAAAGCCUGCUGUGUGCCCACCAAACUGAGCCCCAUCUCAAUCCUCUACAAGGAUGACAUGGGGGUCCCCACCCUCAAGUACCACUAUGAAGGGAUGAGUGUGGCAGAGUGUGGGUGCAGGUAAUGCUGGCCCACGGGCGGGAGGCAGGGUAGAGGCAUCCUGAUGAGAGGUCCUGUGUUCUCAUGGGCAUGACAGGGACCAAGCCCAUCCGCAUGCCAGCCUGGAGCAGGAAAAGGAGCCCCCACAUCCUGGAGGUAAAGGCCUGCUUUCCCUCUCAUGGCCCACCCCAAGCACAUAGCACAUGUGCAGAGGAAGGUGAUGGCAGGGACAGUGGGGGCUCAGGGAGAAGAGGAAAGCCUGGAAGCAUUGUUGGACUGGAAGGGGAGAUGAUGAAAAGGGAACAAGGGAAAAAUAAUUCAGAGUCAGCAGAAAAAUGAGCAGAAGUGAGGCAGAGGGGCAUAGACAGUUGAUGAGCAGAGAUGCAUGGAUAUUAAAGGAGGUGAAAAGGAUGGGACUCACUCAAACAAUCUCAGGGAGAGAGGGGGCCAGAAACAGCUGAAUACUCCUCACACAUCAUAUCAUGGGUUCCCUCAGCCCAGAGAGAUGGGCGUUAGGACUCCCAUAUUACAUAUGCAGGAACCGAAACUCAGUCAGGUCAAAUGACGCUAGCCAUGGCAUGAUCCCAGCCCACAGGCCUCUGUAGGUCUGCCAAUCACCAAAGCCCAGGACCUUCCCAAUUCCCCAUUGCUGUUUAGCAGCACCUUGCAGCUAAAGAACAAUUAGACAUUGAGAGGUGGGGAGUGUGGGGCAGCUGGGCUCAGACCUGGCCAGUACCCACCAGGAGGGCUGGUCUGCUUGUCACUUCCAGGGCACAUUCUUAUUGCUUGGGGUUUGUGCUGAUUCAGUGUCCAAAUGCUUUUUAAGAUGAUCCUUGAGUCACUGAAAAACUACCCCCAAAGCCAACUGUAGGAUGGAGAGAGCACAAGAAGCCCUCAGGCCCACUGUGCUCUGUGGUAGUACUUUGACCACCUGGCACAUUGCUUGUAUGGUCAGCAAUUCACAAAGGGCCAUGCACUGCCCAUGGACUCAAACUGCAAGAUAGCUUGGGAAGAGCGGGCAUGAUUUACCAUGAGGGAAGGGGCAGCGUAUGGCUCACAUCUCUCCAGCUACUUACUCAGUGUGAUCAGCUCACCAGCAUGACACACCUGUGGACUUCCUUCCCACAAGGACUCCACAGGAGACAGGAUUUAGGUUUGAAUUGGUUGGAAUAAAUAUGGUCUUGCUUUCUUAUUUGCAACAUUCCUAUUUUUACUCCCUGAUGACAUGUACUCAAGUGACAACAACCAUCCUUCCUGGGCAAGGGCUCCCGGACAUGAGGAACUCAGGUCCCUGUUGGGCACAGCCAGCUCUUCCUACAUUCGUCAGCUGUCCUGAGAAGUGUGCGUUCAGCCCCUGUCCUGGGCAUGGGCUUCCCAACUGAACUCAGCCCCCAUCGUCCCCAAGAAAGGACAGAGUUUCUGUUUCCUCUACAUUUUCUCUUUUCUUCUGACUCUCAAGACCAUACAUGGAAUGGGCUAGAGUGAGGAAGAGUCUAGAGGUGUUGUUAAAGAUCCUACUUUGUGGCCCUUCUGACCACUGGCCAGAGCAGAGCCUAUAGGAGGCCUAGAGAUACCUGGGCUUUUCACACUAGUUGAAGCUCCCAGUAUAUUAAAAAAAAAAGAGAGAAUUGGGGAGUGGUUUGUGUUAAAUGUUUACGUGGAACCAAUGAACAGCCAACUGCUCAUGGACGAUCAUUAACACAAAAAUACAAGGGAAUAUUACUGUUUAAUUACUGGAGUUACAGAAAAUGUUAAUUGUUGGUACGACAAUGUUACUCAGUCAUAAAGAUGGAUGGCAUUUUAGCCCUGGUAGUAUACUUCUGUGCCUGCAUCAAAGUUUCACUUGGAAAUAAAGUCAAAUAUCUAAUUUGUGGCC